AAGAUUAGAACAACGAGUUGUCAAAGCAGCGUCUCCUUGCGACUGCGUAUUGUUAAUUUUCUGUGAUAAAUUAAGUACACACAGCAAUGGCUUAUUACGGAAACCACUUUUAAAAUUUCAAUAAAAGUGCUUAAUCACUAAAUGGUAACAUGUCAUCCCAAGCAGCUGAAGAUAUAGCUGAUAUAGCCAUGACGCGGAAUGAUGCGGAUUCGUCCCAGACACAUGACGCUUCAUCUAGUGCAAAUGCAGAUGACGCAUCUUCAAGCAAUACAGCGACACCAGCGAGUAGUGAAGGCCAAGCAUCACGACAAUCUAAUCUACAAAGAAUCCAGCAGAGGAAACAGCAAGUUUACAACUGGCCACAUGUCAAGAAACUACUGAAACUAGCCAUUUACUCGGCUUGUCAAUCACCAGAUUGCAAUUGCACUGGCUGGAAGACCCCAGUACAACAGCAAAGUGGUAAAACAAACACUCGCUCAGACAAUCAACCGGCAAGUUUCACAGAUAUCUGUAGAAACUGCAACCACAUUCUAGAGAAGCAUGUCUCACACUUAGAAGGUCUACCAGCCACUGAGAUCAACCGUCUACUCGGGACUGUGGUUGAUGUGGAAAAUAUUUUUAUGUCUAUGCAUCGUGAAGAUGACCAUGACACUAAACGGGUUUAUUACUAUCUAUUUAAGCUUUUACGCAAGUGCAUCCUAACUCGAACCAAGCCACGGAUCGAAGGUCCCUUAGGCCAGCCUCCAUUCGAAACGCCCUCCAUAGCGAAGGCCAUUACAAACUUCGUCCUAUACAAGUUCAACUCACUGCCACAAAGGGAAUGGCAGACAAUGUAUGAUUUGGCCAAAAUGUUCUUGCACUGCUUUAACCUUUGGAACUUUGAGACACCGAGCGUUAGGAAACUGCAAGUAUCCAAUCCCGAGGAUAUAUCAGCAUACCAAAUUAAUUACACAAGGUGGUUAGUAUUUUGCCACGUACCAGCAUUCUGCGAUUCCCUCGAGCACUGCGACACAUCGUUAGUGUUCGGUCGCACGCUACUGCGGGCCGUCUUCAAGUCGGUCUGUCGACAGCUGAUGGACAAGUGUCAUUUAGAAAGAGAUAGAAUGCCCAUCGAAAAGAGGGUAUUAGUUCUGAAUCACUUUCCGCGCUUCUUGGGUCUACUAGAAGAAGAAAUAUUUAGCCCCAACUCGCCGAUAUGGGACCCCGAUUUCAAGCAAAUGAUUCCAGUACACUUACAAGCUAUUAUUGAAAACAAGAAUACUGGAAGGCGCGGGGGUGAAUUCGAACGAGUGACUGCGUCAGGAGACAGUAAGGACGGAUUUACCACUGUCUCUCUUUCAUCGGGAUCAAUAAAACAAGAAGGCAUGAAGCGUUCAGGAGAUAGAAGUGGAGAUCAAGGCGCUAAGAGAAGACGCUUAGAUGAGGGCGGUGAUGAUGUCAGCGAACGUACAGUGGCAGAUAUCGUAGCCACUAUAUCUGACCCCAACUACAUGUGUGGACCUGAUGCGCUAUUCCAAAUGCAAGCGCCGAGGGAUGAAGCAGCCAAGUUGGAAGAGCAGCGGAAAAUGAUCGAGUUCCAUGUCAUCGGUAACUCCUUAACUGGACCGGUUAAUAAGCAAACUAUGCUUUGGCUCAUUGGUCUCCACAAUGUUUUCUCGCACCAACUACCAGAAAUGACAAAGGAGUACAUUUCGCAAUUAGUAUUUGAUCCGAAGCACAAAUCCCUGGCUCUGAUAAAGGAAGGAAGGCCCAUCGGUGGUAUUUGCUUCAGAACAUUCCAUUCACAAGGUUUCAGUGAGAUAGUAUUUUGUGCUGUAACGUCAAACGAACAAGUGAAGGGUUACGGCACACACUUGAUGAACCAUCUCAAGGACUACCACAUCAGGAACAAUAUUCUACAUUUCUUGACUUUCGCCGACGAAUUUGCCAUUGGAUACUUCAAGAAGCAAGGCUUCAGCAAGGACAUAAAGCUGCCGCGCGCGAUGUACUCCGGCUACAUCAAGGACUACGAGGGCGCCACGCUCAUGCACUGCGAGCUCAACCCGCGCAUCGUCUACACGCAGUUCACCGCGGUCAUACGGCGGCAGAAGGAGAUAGUAAAGAAAUUGAUCGAUAUGCGACAGAAGGAAGUUAGGAAAAUACAUCCGGGAUUAAAUUGCUUUAAAGAAGGAGUCCGCAGCAUCCCGGUGGAGUGCAUCCCGGGCGUGCGCGAGGCGGGCUGGCGGGAGGCGCGGGCGGCGCGCGCGGUCAGCGACCCCGAGCCCGACCCCGCCGCGCUGCGCGCCGUGCUGCACGCGGUUAAGAACCACGCGGCAGCAUGGCCUUUUUUAAAGCCUGUGGACAAAACUGAAGUACCAGACUACUACGACCACAUCAAAUAUCCAAUGGACUUACGCACAAUAGGUGAACGUCUCAAAGCGCGGUACUAUUCGUCUCGACGACUGUUCAUAGCGGACAUGGCGAGGAUAUUCUCAAACUGUAGGCUUUAUAACUCACCCGACACGGACUAUUACAGAUGCGCCAACACAUUAGAGAAAUACUUCCAAGCGAAGAUGAAGGAGAGCGGCUUGUGGGACAAAUGAUCGGAGGUGUUUAACUUCGACGAUUUCUUCCUCAAGGAGUUGUGUAAUUCUCUGGGGUAUAUGGAAAUCGCCUGAAUUAGAGACAAUUUGAUCGUUUAUAGUAUUUUGGUGUUGUGUAUUCCUGUGUGAUUUAUUUAUGUUUUUUUUUUCUGUGUAGUGGUACUGAAAUUUCCAUUAGCACCUACGGCUUAGGUUCAAUUUACAUUCAGACCUAAUAUUUUAUUUGCAAAAAAAUUGUUUUGGGUGUUUGUCCUACUGAGUCUAUCAACAAGGGCCAAUCACUUUGAAGAUUGUAGUUAUUUGUCUAUGCACAUAAUAAAUUGGUACCCUUGUUAGUAAAACUAUCUGCCAACAUGCAGGAGAAACAUUGCGAAUUAAGGUUCAACCCUUCUCCUUAAUCAGACUGCCCCCGUUUAGCAAUAGGGUAUUUAAAAGACUAUUUUAUUUUAGUUCAAUUUUUGUGUACCAAAUAGGAAUUGUUACACAGUCGGGUACACCUUUAUUUGUAUCAGCUGUUUAUAGGUAUAGUACUGGAUACAUAUUUAAAUGAUAAAGUGAAGGUUCUUUUUACCCUCAUUUACUAAAAUAUUGUAAAAAUAAUCAAUGUCAAAGCAUGUGAUCGAAAAUAAGAAAAUGUUUAAAUCACUGUCUCAAGCGGUUCAAAUUUUUUAGUAAGUAUUUUUAGGCUAAAUUGUGUAAAUACAAACAUUUUGGAGGUAAUUUUUAAAAAUGGUCAUUAAUUAUACUGAUUGUGAGUUUUAGGUACAAUUUAAUUUCUUUUUACCAAACAAACAAAUUUAAUUUAAUGUUAAUUCCUAAGAAAUCAUUUGAAGCUUUUUAUUUCUUAAAAUAAUAGGUACAAUUCUGGAAAAGCGGACUUGAUUUCUUUUGAAACCAUAUUCAAUUACUUUAAGAAUGUGUUUUCAAGUAUAUGAAAAUAAUGUAGGAAAUAUAGAUAAAUGUGUCGCCCACCUUGAAGGAACAGCGUGGCAGAUUAGGUUCAACCUUUAUCCUAUGUGGAAAAGGCAAUUGUCCAUUAGACAUGGACGUAUGUACAUAUAUUGUACAGUUAAGCUUAUUUUAUUUUUAUUUAAUAAAAUGUUCUGAUUCUGCGUUAACGUGUAAAUCAAAUCUUUGUAAUUGUAAUAACAUUACUUGCUCUAAAGGAUUAAAAUUACAUAUGUAUGGAUAAUAAUAUUUAGUAAUCAAGGAAAACGUCUUGAAAUAGGUUAAAUAAGUACAUCCUCUUUUUAUUAAAAUAAUUUAGUUACAAAUUUGAAUUUUAGAAUAAACGUUCCUUCAAACUCUUUGUAAAUAUUUUUAGCAUUAAAUUUUUGUAAUUAAGGUGUAAGUUUUAAUACUUUCAAAUUAUGAAUCUUGUUGUUAGUUAUGUAGUAAAAUAAAUCGUUUAACGUGAAUUUUAAUAUGUAUAACGAUAUUGUGUGAAAAUGGCAAAUAUUUAGAACAAUUCGUGUCUAAAUUGUUUUAAACAAUUGUAUUAUUAGUUUGAAAAGUUUAAUCGUCGUGUUUCUGUGUAUAUUUCUGCUCCGGAUUUGUCCGAUGUUCUUUCUAAAUGCCGAAUGAUAGUGUCGUAUGAAUGUCAGUAAACAUCUUUCAAUAAAACGCAAAUAACAAUA
Messenger RNA from Melitaea cinxia (Glanville fritillary), 4219 nucleotides. RefSeq names its product histone acetyltransferase KAT2A (gene Gcn5). Gene Ontology annotation, molecular function: histone H3 acetyltransferase activity; protein binding. Gene Ontology annotation, biological process: positive regulation of transcription by RNA polymerase II; chromatin remodeling. The record is from RefSeq and is a predicted model, not a curated record. NCBI's taxonomy places the organism in Eukaryota, Metazoa, Arthropoda, Insecta, Lepidoptera, Nymphalidae. The transcript is spliced from 20 exons. Gene Ontology annotation, cellular component: histone acetyltransferase complex; nucleus. Bases 150 to 2582 code for a protein of 810 amino acids.